AUGGAAGCAGCAGGAAGGAUUGCAGGGCAGGAUGAUGGAGAGACUGGCAUGUUAGUGCAAUCACAUGGGGUAGUAACGCAGGUUACGGAGGGCAGUAGUGCUAGGAGCUGUGGAGGGAAAGGGAAGGAGGUAGGAUAUGGUGAAGAAUCUGCAGCAGGGGGAUUGGUGGGAGUAGGUGUGGGUCAGACGAGGCAGAGAGAGGGAAGACAUGGGGAAGUAACAGCGGCCUUUGCGGUGCCUCACAGGCCGUUUGGAGAGGGAUCAAGUAGAGAAGUAGCAGCGAGCUUUGCGGCACCUCGGAGGCCGUUUGGAGAGGGAUCAAAACAGGAGAGGGGGGGAGAGGAGGAGGAGAAGGAGGAGGAGGAGGAGGAGGAGGAGGAGGAGGAGGAGGAGGAGGAGGAGAAGGAGGAGGAGGAGGAGGAGGAGGAGGAGGAGGAGGAGGAGGAGGAGGAGGAGGAGAAGGAGGAGGAGGAGGAGGAGGAGGAGGAGGAGGAGGAGGAGGAGGAGGAGGAGGAGGAGGAGGAGGAGGAGGAGGAGGAGGAGGCGGAGGCGGAGGCGGAGGAGGAGGAGAAGCAUUACUAG
This is a messenger RNA of Closterium sp. NIES-65, 582 nucleotides long. The record is from the annotation of a GenBank genome assembly. NCBI's taxonomy places the organism in Eukaryota, Viridiplantae, Streptophyta, Zygnematophyceae, Desmidiales, Closteriaceae.